This is a messenger RNA of Saccostrea cuccullata (small rock oyster), 1206 nucleotides long. RefSeq lists its product as uncharacterized. Lineage: Eukaryota; Metazoa; Mollusca; Bivalvia; Ostreida; Ostreidae. Bases 244 to 1206 code for a protein of 320 amino acids. The transcript is spliced from 2 exons. The record is from RefSeq and is a predicted model, not a curated record.
UUUUCCCUUCGUUAUUGUUGACACGGUUUGCAGCUUCUUACCAUACCUGUUUACCUCGUUCUAUGCAACUUGGGCGCACAAUGGAAUCUAACCAAUAUCACCAUUUCUAUUGUCAUCAUCUCCACCAUUUUCUCACGGAGCAAUAAACGGCUAAACUUACUGCUUCACUUGCAUUUUUUAUUGGAAGAGGGCAAUAGGCAGUACAAUUAGAUUCCAUUCUAGCAGAACACAGCGAGAUCAGAGAUGGGUACAGAAGAGGACAAGGAGGAACGGACAAGGAAAUUAACAGAAAAGGGAUCAGGACAAUAUAGUGAAAGGAACUCUUUUUACAGAAACAAGACAGAGAAGGCGUGGGAUGAUGUUCAGAAAGUUUUGGUAAACCUAUAUGAAGUGGACGGCAGCACAGUCGACAUUAUGGAGUCUGACCUUCGCAAGCAUUACGACCACUACGUCUCGGUGUGUUCAGAUUACAUUGAAUUUCUCAAAGGGACAAGAACUGAUGAGAGUGACAAUGAGUUGUGUUUACUUGAAAAAACUUUAUCAAACUGCGGAAGGAUGUUCAAAUCUGCUUUGACGCAGAUCAAAAUAAUCAGGAAUGCAGAUGCGAAAUCUAUUGCGAACACCACUGCUGACUCUUCUGCAUCACGGGAAACAAAGGUUCAAAUUAAGUUGGAAAAAAUAAAGGCAAAGGUAAAGUUGGCUGAAGAGGAAGCUGGAAUUCAAAAACAGUUGGCAGAAAUUAGACAUACAAGAGAGGAGGAGAAGUUGAAGGCAGAAUUAAAUGUUAUCAGUUUGAAAAAGGAGGCCAUCGAAUUAGAAGCGGAAGCAAGGGCUUCAUCAAUUGGAGAAGAUCGGGACAACUCUCCCCCUCCUCCUAUGCGAUUACCAAUGGAAAAGAGUCGUACUGAACGAUAUGUGGCUGAGCAUUUUCAUAAUCCUAUAGUUCAUCCUUUACAUUAUGGACCCUCCAACUCGCCUUACAUCAAAUCAGACCCCUGUGACCGAGAUCCGUUUUGUCGUCAUACACCAAACAACGAUAACAGUGUGGCAUCAGAGCUCACAUCUUUCCUCCUAAAGAAAGACCUUUUGAUGACAACCAUAUCCACCAUUCUCAUUUCUCAUUCACAACUCACGCAUCCAAAUCAAAUACCUUUUCAUACUCGACUGGAAACCAGAAACCUGUCAUCGCUAGAAAGACAGAUGUAA